AUGACGAUUCAUGAGUACAACGUUGGAGAAGAUAGUGAUGGAACCGAAACAACGAAUGGAAAUCAACGAUAUAAUCAGUGGCUUGCUAUCUGUGAUAUUGACUUCUGCCUAACGACAAAAUUCUCCGGCGGCACAGAAGCAGGCGACGAGUACAGGCAGGCAUGCUUUGCUGGGGCUCGAAUGUUGAUGCGGUUGAUGUAA
Molecule: messenger RNA, 201 nt
Organism: Botrytis fragariae
Lineage: Eukaryota; Fungi; Ascomycota; Leotiomycetes; Helotiales; Sclerotiniaceae
Exons: 2
Coding region: 1-201 (66 amino acids)
Source: RefSeq, a predicted model, not a curated record